CACAGGGAGGAAAAAGGAGAGGGAGCGAGCGAGCACCCAAGUGAGAGAGUGAGAGGGAGGGGAUAGUGAAAUAGAGAGGAGGAAAAAACACAAGGAGGUGGGGGGAAUAUAAGAGGAGAACACAGGAAACGGGAGGGAAACGCGGGGAGGGAAGAGAUAUCAUAUUGUUCAUUUCUCUCUCUCUCUGUCUGCCAUCCCGGUUGCGGGGCUUACUGCUCGGUGCGUCUUCGAGAGAAGACAGAGAGGAAGAGGAGGGGGUGGACAGAGCGAAAGAGGGCGGAAUGCCCCUUUACAAGCGUCGCAUCUGACUAAAACAGCGGAGAAGCUCGUAAAUCGGAAAUUGGACAGAGGGAGACAGUGGUUUCUGCAACGCCAAGGUGAUGUUGGAGAGCUUCAAAUGAGUCUCCACCUAUCCGACAGUGGGUUCAAAUCCAUGCUGAUGUGUUGGAGAGACCCUGAAAACUGAUGUGUUCCACCGACUCCAGUUGGAACUAGAUGACUAAGAGCUCAACUCUGUUCCCAUUUUGAAGUUAAGAAAAAAAAAGCCACUUGUCUGCAGGCUGCUGUUUCUGGUCUUGGAAACAUUAGGAAAAUAACACGCUAAAGGUUAUGCAUGCACUGCAGGCAUAACUCCGCAUUCCUCGGCCAAAUCUAUUUGCUAAGAAAAUUUUACAUGAAGAGUGUCUCCGCUCUGGCUUGCAAAUUCAACAUGGCCCAGAUCUGCAACAGUCGAGUUCAAUAAAGGGAAAGUGAGAGGGGUGGGUGUCGCUCAGUCACACAUGGGCACGUCAGUCUGGUCUCUGUGAUCCAGACCAAGGCACCCCGCAGAGCCCCUCGUGUUCUUGCCUUAUUGCCGCUGCCCCUUCAGCUUCCUCUGCCUCCUCUUUCUCAGUUCGCACCUUGUAAAAGGUGGACGGGCCAACAAUCUACUUACCCAAGCGCCGUCCGAUAGGUGAGGGCGGCGAGGGCUGCACUGUCAUUGGCUGACUGCUGGUGAGAGUGCGAUGCGGAUUGGAGGAUGUCGGGGGACUGGGAUGAAGACCUGUGUAAGAAGGCGCUGGUGUUGGUGGAGGAGCUGUGUUUCAACUCCCCGAGAGGUUACAGCCAGAGUGAACGCUGCCAGGAGUUCAGCUACCUGCUGAGAGGUCGCAACAGACAGCUGGACACAGAAAUCUCUGUCAGUCUGCUGUCGGUCAUCGUGACAUUCUGUGGCAUCGUCCUCCUCUCCGUCUCCCUCUUCGUCUCCUGGAAGCUCUGCUGGCUGCCAUGGAGGGACAAGGAGGGCGGAGGCUUGAGCCUGACGUCAGGGUUGCUGCCCGGAAGCGCUGGUGUAGGAAGCCUUGGAGGUGCCGGCGGCUCAUCACUCUUACCCCCCCUGCUGCAGAGGAAGGAGGGCCACUCCUCGUCCUCACUCUACCCCACCCUGGGCCAGCAGGGUGGGCACCACCCUCAUUUCUCUGACCUGGUGGGGCUGGAGAGGGGGGAGGUCGGAGGUGUGGUUGGGGGGCCACAGGACACCCAGGAGUCCUCCUACCUGGACAUGGACUCCUACCCCAACAAUGCUGGAACUCUGAAGCUGAGUCAGACAUCUCCAGAUGUCCCCAACUCAGAGGUUGGAGCCCAGCCCCAUAAAGACCUGCCCAAUGCUCACUCCCAGCAGCAGGUCACCUCCCGGCCCAAGCCCAUGACUCACCAGCUCUCCAGCCCUGAUUUCCACGGGGAGGAGAAGGAGCAGGUAACCAGCAUUGGGCAGAUCAAACCAGAGCUCUACAGGCCCAAGGGCGACCAGGGUGAAGGCAAACCAGGCGACAACUGCGGCAAGAUCAGCUUCCUCCUGCGCUACGCCUUCAAUACGGAGCAGUUGGUGGUGAAGAUCCUGAAAGCUCUGGACCUGCCGGCGAAGGACGCCAACGGCUUCUCUGACCCAUACGUGAAGAUCUACCUACUGCCAGACAGGAAGAAGAAAUACCAGACCAAGGUCCACAGAAAGACCUUAAACCCAGUGUUCAAUGAGACGUUUCAGUUCGGCGUGCCGCUGAAUGAGCUACAUUCCAGGAAGCUGCAUUUCUCUGUGUACGACUUCGACCGCUUCUCCAGACACGACCUGAUUGGCCAGGUAGUGGUAGACAACCUGCUGGACUUCAGCGAGGGCAGCGGGGACAAACCUGUCUGGAGGGACAUUGUGGAGGGCACCGCGGAGAAGGCUGAUCUCGGGGAGCUUAAUUUCUCGCUGUGUUACCUGCCCACUGCAGGCAGGCUCACUGCUACAGUCAUCAAGGCCACCAACCUCAAAGCCAUGGACCUGACUGGCUUCUCAGACCCGUAUGUGAAGGCCUCUUUGAUCUGUGACGGGCGGAGGCUAAAAAAGAGGAAGACUUCCAUUAAGAAGAACACACUGAACCCUACGUAUAACGAGGCGCUGGUGUUUGACAUUCCCAAUGAAAAUAUAGAGAGUGUAUCCAUCAUCUUUGCCGUGAUGGACUAUGACUGUAUCGGUCAUAACGAGGUUAUAGGGAUGUGUCAUGUGGGCAGUGAAGCUGACGGUCCAGGGAGGGAGCACUGGACAGCCAUGCUGGCCAAUCCACGCAAACCAAUAGAACACUGGCAUCAGCUUGUGGAGGAAAAAGCAAUUGGUACAUUCGUGUCGAAGACUGGUACCACAUCCUCCCCAAAGCCGCACAUCGUGGUGGACAGUCCUCACUCUGAUUAAACCUUCCACUGAGGAUGCGAUGGAGUGAGCUUCUGAGAGACAUGGACUGUUUGAUCGUCCUCUGCUUUCUGGCCAAACUGGCAGACUUUUCCUAAUGUAGGACUACACAGGUUGGAUGAAACCUGCGUUUAGGAUUGGACCAGCAUCUGUUUGGAGUGCACUCACCAGAGGAUGUAUCCCACGGGGAAGGAUAUCACCACUCUAUCUUAUUUUUCUAUCAUUCCAGGACUUUUUUCUGUUCUUUUUCUUUUCUCAAGAAGUCAUUGUCCAGCUUCAACUGAGAAAAUUGUUAUCUUCAAGUCCACAUCAUGUCUCUGACAAGACUUUAGGAGGACACACACGUCCGUGUUGCUUUUAUUAGUGUGUGUUUCCGUGUUUGUGGGCGUGUUUGUUUUGUAUUUGUGCGCGUCCGUGUGUGUGUGUAUGCCUGUGUGUCACUGUGACCUUGUGUGUGACACGUUUCCGUGCUCACCCCCUCCCUCGUCCUUUUUUCUGUCUCUGCCCCCACCCCGAAGCCCCCACCCCACUCCCUGAAAUCCCGGCAUCCACAGACUGAAACGCUUGUCUCGGAGCCAAACGUGUCUUCUGUCCUGUGUCUUAACAAGGAGCCAUUUUGUGUGUGUGCGUGUAUGUGUGUGUGUGAGUGUGUGUUUGAGAAUGUGUGUACUAUACGUGCCUCAUUGCACUAGGUGGGGAAACACUGUCUUUCAUAGACAUUAGUUUGUAUUGUCUAUGUCGUCUCUGAAAUCAGCUGCCAAUCAUUCAACCCUCCUCUCCUCUCUAACCCUUUGCCUGAUGUAAGUAACUGUGUUGAUUGUGUACUUCUUUCAGUAAUUUGUGUACUGUAUGUCCGAGGGAAAAACCAGAUGGCACAGUGAUUGAAAAUUGAAUUGUUGGGUGUGUUUUUGAUUAAAUUUACGAGAAGGAACACAAAAAAAAAGGAGAAAAAAAAAAGAAACAAACAUCCGAGGCUCAUUUGUUACGGCCUACAGAUCAUGACAAAUUUACAUCCCCUUAGAGCGAGACAACAGGGAGGAGGUGUUGUGAGAAAACAAGCGCCUGGAAUUUCUGCACUUCCUUUGUAAACCGAUACAGACUUAUAAAGCCAUGUCUGUCACCGCUACUACGACUACUACUGUAACCUCAGCAAAACAACAGUACAACACCUCACUACAGCUACUUGUAUUGCAAUCGUUGCCAUUUCUCUCUCAUCCUCUCGCACACACACUUUUAUGGAGGAGUGUGUGCGUGUUUCAGGGUACAGGGAUCUAGUUUCUUUCUCUUUACCUCUGGUCCGUGCGAGUGCAGUAAGACAAACUGGCGUGCUUGAUCGGGUAUACGGGAGGCAACACAUCCUGCAUCAUACCUGCAAGUAUGCUGUGUGGGUUGUCAGCUGGUGGAUUAUCGACCAGCUUGUAUAAGUAGAUAUGGUAUUGAUCCAUCGGUCUCGAGGCCCCAUAAUUCUCUCUUUCCCAGCCUCUCUCUCUCUCUCUGCUUGUGUCUACCCUAUUUAGCCCUUGUGUUACUGCCUGGUGAUAGAUUACAAAACUCAUAGUGGAACCAGCACAUUCCCGUAUUCUCUUCCUCCCUCUGUCCGCCACCCUCCCCCCCUUCUCUUUCUGUUUCUGUCUGUCUGAUUACUGUCUGAUUACUCAUUCUCUCCUCCAGCAUUCCUUACCUUUCCUCCCGCUCCACUCCUCCACCUCCACCUCCACCUAUCCAUUCCUCGCUCUAUUUUUCUCCCCACCCCACCACCUUCCAGCUCCCUCCGCUAUCUCGCAUCCCUCCAUCUUGCCCUCUUUCUUUCUGUGUACGACACCCCCCCCCUCCUCUGCCCCUUCUUCCCUCCUCUCUAUUCUCUCUCGCUGUCUUCUCGUGUUAGUGCAGUUCUGAAUGGUCAUGGGGAAACAUGUUUGCAUGCUUAUAUUAACAUGAAUGAUGUCAACUUGAUGCAAUGAAAAAUUAUAUAAGUGAUGCUUUAAGCAAAAUCUGACAAUGAACUUGAUACUAAUACUACUAAUGACGACUAAAUGGAGACCUAGCAAUUGUUUAUCUCUGUGGUCAAAAACAACGAUGAUGAAAUAACAUUGUUUAUGCUGUAUUUAUCUCGAAAUUGGUAUUCUUUUUUUUAUUUUCAAUUGUUUUUUUAUAUAUAUAUAAUUUAUUCAAGAGGUUUACUUUUUUAUUGGUUAAAGCUGAGAAUUUGAGUGAGGGGUUCAGUCAGGACAGCUGUACCAGGUCGCAGGAUAUUGGUGAAUGUGUAAGUAACAGUGUGGCUGAAGCAAAUGAUAAUGGAAAUAAAGGAAAUGUA
This is a messenger RNA of Epinephelus moara (kelp grouper), 5021 nucleotides long. It is a transcript of the gene syt3, whose product is annotated as synaptotagmin III. The record is from RefSeq and is a predicted model, not a curated record. Gene Ontology annotation, biological process: regulation of calcium ion-dependent exocytosis; cellular response to calcium ion; regulation of dopamine secretion. The transcript is spliced from 13 exons. Gene Ontology annotation, molecular function: phosphatidylserine binding; calcium ion binding; calcium-dependent phospholipid binding. NCBI's taxonomy places the organism in Eukaryota, Metazoa, Chordata, Actinopteri, Perciformes, Serranidae. Bases 1019 to 2710 code for a protein of 563 amino acids. Gene Ontology annotation, cellular component: membrane.